This is a messenger RNA of Alligator sinensis (Chinese alligator), 2116 nucleotides long. RefSeq names its product proteasomal ATPase associated factor 1 (gene PAAF1). Bases 47 to 1267 code for a protein of 406 amino acids. Gene Ontology annotation, molecular function: protein binding. NCBI's taxonomy places the organism in Eukaryota, Metazoa, Chordata, Crocodylia, Alligatoridae. The transcript is spliced from 12 exons. The record is from RefSeq and is a predicted model, not a curated record.
CGGGGUGGGGGAAAGGGAAUGCACUUCCGGGACGGGGGGAAAGGGAAUGCACUUCCGGGGCGGUGCAGCAAUGGCGGCGACCGUGCGGGGGCAGAGCGACUGGCACCAGGUGCUGAGGAGGAACGAGGGCGAGGCCUGGCUGAGCUGCAGGAGCCCGGGGAAAUCUACUUUGUAUGGUAGCCUGACAUGUCAGGGAGUAGGGUCAGAUGGGAUUCCAGAGAUCUCAGCCUCUGAGGGUUUUGUUGUAAGCGAAAUAACCAAGAAGAGUAUACUCAUUUCCUGCCCUCAUGAAAAUACCUCCACAAAGUUUUUGGCACCAUACACUUCUUUUUGCAGAAUUCAUCAGAAAAGUGUCACCUGCAUUGAUAUCUCCAGUGGCGGAGGGCUUGGCGUGUCUACCAGCACUGAUGGGACCAUGAAAGUCUGGCAGGCUGCUAAUGGAGAGAUAAGAAGACAGUUGGAAGGCCAUGUGUAUGAUGUGAAUUGUUGCAGGUUCUUCCCAUCGGGCCUCGUGGUUCUGAGCGGGGGAAUGGAUGCCCAGCUAAAGAUCUGGUCAGUGGAAGAUGCCAGCUGCGCAGUAACCUUUAAAGGUCACAGAGGAGGAAUCUUGGACACAGCCAUCGUGGAUCGGGGGAGAAAUGUCCUUUCCAGCUCUAGAGAUGGCACCGCUCGCCUCUGGGAUUGUGGGAAGUCUGCUUGCCUAGGAGUGAUUGCUGACUGUGGUUCUCCUGUCAACGGCAUUGCUGUGGGUGUUGCUGACAAUUCUCUCAACUUGGGCACGCCAGAGAGAGCCCCCAGUGAGCGAGAAAUUGGCACAGAAGACAAAAUCCUGCUGUUGGCUCGGGAAGACAAGAAGCUCCAAGGUGUGGGAUUACAGAGCAGGCAGCCGGUGUUUCUCUUUGUUGGCUCUGAUGCCUUCAACUGCUGCACAUUCCUCUCAAGCGUUUAUCUGCUGGCAGGGACUCAGGAUGGAAACAUAUAUCAACUGGAUAUGAGAAACACAACGGCUCCGGUUCAGGUCAUUCACAGAUCAGGAGCACCGGUGCUUUCCCUGCUGCCUUACAGAGAUGGAUUCAUUGCCAGCCAAGGUAGUCCAAGAGAUUUGGUUGUGCCAAUAGUAUUCAUUUUGCAGUCUUGUUCCCUUUAUACCAUUGAUCUCACGGAAGCUGACUGCGACCCUGUGUACAAGGUUGCUGCAUGUGAAAAAGAGAUCUACACAUGCUGUCGAGAUGGGAUAGUGAGGAGAUACCAGCUCUCCAACUGCUGACCUUUCGGGUUAAGGAAAGCAGAGGAACUAAGAACCCAACCCAUGCGUCAAAGUAGCAUUUUCACACAAACGAGCAGCACCACCCUCCUGCAACCAUGCCGCACAUCCAAAAUGCCUCCUGGCUUCAAGAACAUCAGGAUAAAACUCUAAGCAUAGGGCAGUCCAUAGAGUUCUCGAGGACGGGUGUUGUGCUGCUUAUUACACACAGUGUUUAGACUGUAUUUCCCAGUACGUGGCCCCAAAGUGCAAGACCCUUUUCUACCCGCAGUAUAUUUCUGUUCAAUGGGUAAUGGUUAUUUCUAUGAGAAAAUGAUCUGGGGUUGGGGCUCAGGCCCUGGGGUAUUCAAUCAGGCAGUAUGAUUGAAACAAAGGGAGUGACUUUGGAUAACAACUGUCCUGAGAAGCGUGUCUGUUCUUCAAGGAGGGAUUGACUGUGUCUGUUUGAGAGAUUGACUGUGAUGAGCAUGUACAACUCGGUGCUCUUGGCUGCAAGAAGCCUGCUUGCUUUUGUGAAUGGAAUGAGUACGUGGGAGCCUAGAGACCAAGCAGCUACUGCUUCUCACUGCACUUCCAGGGGUCUGAGUUCAAGCCCUGCAUGUGUGCCAAAGAAUGCUGCUGUUCAGUCUAGCGGUGAAAAGGUACCCAGCAAAGGCAAAUCCAGGAGUGGGAGGGGUGCAGUGGAGCGGUCAUACUCCCCCACCUUUCCACAGUGAAGGGCACCUACUGAUGGACCUAUUUCCCCAGGUGCCUGGGUGCCGUGCUGGGUGAGGGGAGCAGGUGAGGAAGGGAGACCCUGCCUACUGCUGUCACCAGCUGACCCAAGGGUGGCUGUCCCCCUUCAGCCAGGGG